Sciurus carolinensis (gray squirrel) is the source of this 396-nucleotide messenger RNA. RefSeq names its product keratin-associated protein 4-12-like. Gene Ontology annotation, cellular component: keratin filament. The coding region runs from base 1 to 396 and encodes 131 amino acids. NCBI's taxonomy places the organism in Eukaryota, Metazoa, Chordata, Mammalia, Rodentia, Sciuridae. The transcript is spliced from 2 exons. The record is from RefSeq and is a predicted model, not a curated record.
AUGUGCAACUCCUGUUGUGGAUCCUGCUGCUCUGGCCAGGGCUGUGGCUGCUGCCAGCCCAGGUGCUGCCAGACCACCUGCUGCAGGACCACCUGCUGCCACCCCAGCUGCUGCUGCAGCCCUUGUUGUGGUGGUGGCUGUGGUGGGUGUGGUGGCUGUGGUUCCUGCUGCUGUCGCCCCAUCUGCUGUAGGACCACCUGCUGCAGGACCACCUGCUGUCGCCCCAGCUGCUGUGGCUCCUGCUGUGGUGGGUGCAGUGGCUGUGGCUCCUGCUGCUGUCGCCCCUGCUGCUGUGUCUCCUCUUGCUGCCACCCUUGCUGCUGUCACCCCACCUGCUGCCAGACCACCUGCUGCAGGACCACCUGCUGCCGCCCCAGCUGCUGUGGAUCCUGCUGA